AUGAGGCAGAAGUCCUGCUCGAGUGGUUUCGUGCCACUGGCGGCGUUGACGGUGAUGUUGUUGGUUCUUUUCGACGCGUUGCCACAGCUGAUGGCAAGUGAAAGUGCCGCUAACCGGAAGUCGGCGCCUAACCAAACGAACGAGCUGAAUCGCAACAUCAUCAACACGGUGUUUGAGCGAACGCGACCAGCCGGUAGCGAGCGGCGUAGGCGUGAGGUCACAAUUCUGGGGUUGUUCGAACUCAGCUCCAAAGAAGGAGAGGAACGUCGCGAAGGUCUUAGCGAGCUUGCUGCGGCGCAGUUAGCAGUGCAGCACAUCAACCGACGAGGUCUUCUGUUGGGCUACAAGUUGAAGCUCAUCACCAACGACACGAAGUGUGAUCCAGGUGUUGGCAUAGAUCGGUUUUUCCACGCACUCUACACUCACCAGAGCAAGCGAAUCAUCAUGGUGUUAGGAUCUGCCUGCUCGGAGGUGACGGAGAGUCUCGCGAAGAUCGUCCCCUACUGGAACAUCCUACAGGUCUCGUUUGGAUCUACUGCACCGGCUCUGAGCGAUCGACGAGAGUUCCCGUUGUUCUAUCGCACAGUGGCACCAGAUUCGUCACAUCAUCCUGCGAGGAUAGCGUUUCUGAUGCGGUUCGGUUGGGAUACGGUGGCUACCUUCUCACAGAACGAGGAAGGAUACUCGCUGGCGGUGAAUGACCUCGUGACGGAGCUCGAACGGGCCAACAUCACGUGUGCCGCGACCAUCUCGUUCGCUGAGACCGACUUUAAGGAACAGCUGAAGCUGCUACGGGACCGCGAUGUGCGCGUGAUUAUCGGGAGCUUCUCCCACGAAAUCGCCCCCCAGGUGUUCUGCGAGGUCUACAACCUGGGCAUGUACGGGGCGGAGUACGCGUGGAUCCUGCAGGACACGUACAUCUCAUCCUGGUGGCUGUCGGAGCCGGAAACGUCCGGUUGCUCCUCGAAGGCACUGCUGCUGGCGGUCGAGAACCUAAUAAUCGUUUCCAGCUACAACAGCAUUGUUGGAAUGGGCACGGCUCUCAGUGGAUUAACAAAUGACAUUUUCCUGCAGAAACUGCGGGAAAUGAACGUCACCGGUGCCGUGUCGCAGUUCGCUCCUCAAACGUACGAUGCCGUGUGGGCGAUGGCGCUAGCCCUUCGUGGAGCUGAAAGGUCCUGGUCCCAGAUGGUCUCGAAUCGUGUACACCUAGCGGACUACGAUUACACGCGUAAUGACAUCGCGCGGGAGCUUUUGAGGCAGUUCGAUUUGCUGAAGUUUAACGGUAUCUCGGGCCCGGUGUCAUUUGAGGGCGCGGAUCGCAUCGGCACAACGUCUUUUCAUCAGAUCCAGCGUGGUCAAUUGCAGAUGAUCGCGUUCUACUAUCCAAAGAACGCUACACUCGACUUCGGGUGUUGGUAUUGCGUGCCGAUUGUGUGGGCUGGUGGACAGGUUCCCAUUGCGAAACGCAUCUUGCGAUUACGCGUGGACACGAUCGAUCCGCUGGCGUUUUACACCGUCGUGAUACUGUCACUAAUAGGGAUUGGAAUAUCCAUCCUCUUCUUGGGGCUAAAUCUGCGUUUUCGGAAGCUGAAGGCCAUAAAACUGUCGAGCCCCAAACUCAGCACUAUAACCGUCUGUGGGUGCAUCCUUGUCUACACCGCUACGAUCCUGCUAGGGUUGGACCAUUCCACGUUGCCGUGGUCCAGUGUCACCUUUUCGACGAUCUGCAUGGCACGAAUCUAUUUUCUUUCGGCGGGAUUUUCCCUUGCCUUUGGGUCGAUGUUCGCGAAAACCUUCCGUGUGUAUCGAAUUUUCACCCACAGUGCUGGUGGUUUGUGCAGAGACAAGAUACUGCGAGACACACAGCUCAUCUCCGUGAUUGGAGCAUUACUGCUGGUGGACGCAUUCGUCGUGUCCUUUUGGAUGGCAGCUGAUCCGAUGGAGCGACAUCUGCACAACCUAUCGUUGGAGAUCAGCACCACCGAUCGGAGCGUGGUGUUCCUGCCGCAGGUUGAGCUGUGCAGGUCACGUCAUUAUGAAGGAUGGCUGGGCAUGUUGUACGCUUACAAAGGCCUGCUGUUGAUAGUUGGCGUGUACAUGGCGUGGCAGACCAGAAACGUGAAGAUAUCGGCCCUGAAUGACUCUCAGUACAUUGGGAUCUCCGUGUACAGCGUCGUCAUCACCAGCGCCAGCGUGGUGGUGUUAGCCAAUCUGCUGUACGAGAAGGUGACACUGGCGUUCGCCAUAACGGCGGGGUUUGUGCUGAUCUCUACGACGGCCACGCUUUGUUUGCUGUUUCUGCCGAAGAUCAAGGAUAUUUUUGAGAAGGGAGAAGUGUACGACCCAAUCAUCCACAGCAUGGGGCUCAAGAUGGAGUUCAACACGCGACGCUUCGUGCUGGACGAUCGCCGAGAGUUACAGUUCCGCGUCGAAGUGCAGAAUCGGGUGUACAGAAAGGAGAUCGAGCUGCUGGACGCCGAGAUCAACCGGCUCGAGCGGUUGCUGCAGGAGCGAACACCUCCAAGCUCACCGCAGCUGUCAGAGCCUAAUCUGCAGGAGGUUCGUUCAUGUGCGAUCGUGCGACCUCACGGCUCAAGUGGUCUUCCGAUGUUGCUGCUGUCGGUGCUUCCACCGGUGAUUCCAAGAGCUAGUUGGCCAUCAGUUGAUCCCAUGCUUUCACCCAUGAAACGGAACAUUGCUUUUAGCUCACAACCAAAGAUUGACCCUGGCACGGUAGCAGCCUCCACAGGCAACAGAGAACGACUCUCGAUUUCAAGCACCCGACCCACUUUCGACGAUCAGCAAUCGAUGAUCUCAACUGGGAAUGGAACGAGUUCCGGUGUAAUUGGCAAAAUUAGGCACAUGUUUGCUCCGAGGCUGCACAAAACGCCCUCGACAUCGGUUAUCGGGCCUCCAGGAGCUUCAAUUUCCGCUGUGCGCAAAUCCACGUUAACAAUUUUCAACGAGAUCGAUACGGAGGACGACUCACCGCAAACGAUCUACACAAUUUGCAAGCCAAAGAGCGAAGAGCUUAAUCUGACAGGUUCGGAACCGAGAGUCAACUUUGUGUUGCCUCCUGCCGGCAGAAGGCGUUCGUCCAUCGUCCAACAGGGAGGUGGAACCGUGCGCGAUCGAAUUCGCGGAUCACCUCGUUUUCCACAUCGCAUAUGCCCGCAGACGACCAGCCUCACGGAGCUGGGUAUAGAGCGACCGAGGAUCAGCUUCCUGACCGUCAAAAGUUGUGAACAGAUUCACGGAAAGCAGUGCGAAUCGCGUGCCAAAUGGAAAUCGAUGGAUUCGUUCUCGAAAAGCAUCGGAUCGCAGUAGAGGCGAACGGUGAGGUGUAGUAGACCCUCUUCUCAAUCACUUGCGUUGUUCAACGUGUAACCGAGUGUAAUGGAACCGCUGCACACGAUACACACUAUAAUAAUUUGAUCGUUCUUUUGUGAGGUUGCUCAAGUUCGGAUAUCGAUGCAUGUUUCGUUCGUUGUUUCGCUUGAUGCGCCUCUUUGUGUAGCCAGCUAUCGAAAGCCCGACAGGCGGAGUGCGAACAUCCACUGCAAUAAGCAAAUAAACCAACGCGUGUAAAAUCGUAUC
Messenger RNA from Anopheles nili, 3600 nucleotides. It is a transcript of the gene GABA-B-R3, whose product is annotated as gamma-aminobutyric acid type B receptor subunit 2. Gene Ontology annotation, molecular function: G protein-coupled GABA receptor activity. NCBI's taxonomy places the organism in Eukaryota, Metazoa, Arthropoda, Insecta, Diptera, Culicidae. The transcript is spliced from 7 exons. Gene Ontology annotation, cellular component: membrane; G protein-coupled receptor heterodimeric complex. Bases 1 to 3330 code for a protein of 1109 amino acids. The record is from RefSeq and is a predicted model, not a curated record. Gene Ontology annotation, biological process: G protein-coupled receptor signaling pathway; gamma-aminobutyric acid signaling pathway.